CAGGAAAUUAGGUGAUGAAAGGAACAGCUUUCACCCACCAACUUACAGUUCCAUCAGAGAAUGUCUUUAAGUACUUCUGUGACUUUUUCAUUUAUGCCUGUUUCCACAGGACAGUGUCAGGUGGAACAGAUAAUCAGGAGGAUGCAGGACAGACUUGGUGCUUUCUGAGCAUUAGACCUCAUUUGGGCCUCUCUCAUUGCCUGGGUUUUGCACAAGAAACACCAUGUGGGGUGCCUCAGUCUUGCAGAACAAGUGCAGAUGCAGGAGCAAGGGAGACUGGCACACAAGUUGCUGGAGGCUCAGGUCCUUACUGAGGACUUUCUUCCCAUCAGUGCUCAAAGACUACAAAGCACUGUUGUUGCUUUUUCACUUCUAACAACAAGAAGAGGGACAGAAGUUGUUCACUAGCCAAUUCUGCUGAAGAGCCUGUCCUCACAGCAGAGGUGCUCCAGCCCUUUGAGCAUCUUCAUGACUCUCCUCUGGACUUGCUCUAACAGUUUCAGUGUGGAGACUUAGUCUGGAUUUCAGCUUUUGUCUCCAAAGAAGGAGCUGGUGGAUACCUUGCAGUGCAAAGCAAGAGAGCAUGUUCUCUAGGCCGAAGCAGGUAAGCCAGCCAUCCCGCUUUUGAUUGAUUGAAACUAAACAACAAACCCCAAACCAAACAAGCCCUGAAGAGCCAACAACACAUGAACUUACUGACCUUUGUUCCAUGACAGUAGCUUUAAUUAUUGAAUAGCGGGGAUGGGCUGAGAGCUGAGGAGGAGAAUUUGGGGGCUGUCCUAGGCAGUGAGAUAAGGUCACAAUAUAAGUCGGCUACAGUGGAUUUUAGAACACUAACGGAGUAUAUUCCCCAGUGUGCAGCUCAGCAAGUUUGGAUCCUGGAAUCAUGAGUGGGUGCCCCUUUGCAAGAAGCAAUUAUCUAUUUAAUUUUAACAACCUAUGCUUGGAAGAAGAUGACAAAUCACAAGAAGGGGUAAAUAAAGCCAGCAAAAGUGGACUUAUCUAUGGAGACUACCUACAGCUGAACAAAAUACUGAAUGCUCAAGAACUUCAGAGUGAGAAGAAAGGAAACAAAAUCCACGAUGAGCAUCUUUUCAUUGUGACACAUCAAGCUUAUGAGCUUUGGUUUAAGCAGAUUCUGUGGGAGAUGGACUCUGUGCGGGAGAUCUUUCAAAAUGGCCAUGUAAGAGAUGAGAGGAACAUGCUGAAGGUUAUUACUCGAAUGAACAGAAUUUCAAUGAUUCUGAAAUUACUUGUGGAACAGUUCUCAAUUCUGGAAACUAUGACUGCAUUGGACUUCUUUGAUUUCAGAUACUACCUAAGCCCAGCAUCAGGUUUUCAGAGCUUGCAGUUUCGCUUGCUAGAGAACAAAAUUGGUGUUCCACAAAGUCUGAGAGUCCCCUAUAACAGAAGGCAUUACCGUGACAACUUCAAGGGAGAGGAGUAUGAGCUACUGCUUAAAUCAGAGCAAGAACCAACACUACUGCAACUUGUAGAGGCAUGGCUGGAAAGAACUCCAGGACUUGAAGCAGAAGGAUUUGAUUUCUGGGGACAAUUUGAAGUGAAUGUUUUAAAAGGUCUAGAAGAGGAAUUUGCCUUGGUGCAGGCCAAACCAGAAUCAGAUGAAAAAGAUGAUGACUUAUCUGAAUUCCAAAAGCAGAAAGAUGUGUUGCUUUCAUUAUUUGAUGAAAAACGCCACGAGCACCUGCUUAGUAAAGGAGAAAGAAGACUUUCUUACAAAGCACUGAAGGGAGCCUUAAUGAUCUACUUCUACAGGGAAGAACCUCGGUUUCAGGUUCCCUUUCAGCUUCUCACCUCCCUCAUGGAUAUUGAUGUGCUCAUGACUAAAUGGAGAUAUAACCAUGUCUGCAUGGUGCACAGGAUGAUUGGCAGCAAGGCUGGCACCGGAGGCUCAUCAGGCUACCACUACUUGCGCUCAACAGUGAGUGACAGAUACAAGGUAUUUGUGGAUUUGUUCAAUCUUUCAACAUUUCUAGUGCCGAGACACUGGAUACCAAAGAUGAACCCAACCAUCCAUAAAUUCCUUUACACAGCAGAAUACUGUGACAGCUCCUAUUUUAGCAGUGAUGACUCUGACUAGCCUGCAUUUCUAGACUGGUUGCUGUCAAGAACUUCAGGACUUUCUACUUGAGAGCUGCUAUCACCCCAGCAUAACAGCUGUUAUCAUGGAGUGUGGGUGUGUAAAUAUGUAUUUAUGUCUGACAGUUAUGUGAAUAGUAUGAUCAGCUUGUGCAAGAAACUUAAUUGUAGACCAAAUAAUCUGUAUUGAGUUAGCCUAUUCUAAAACUAAAAUGAUACUCCAAUCCAACUCAGUGACCAAUUUAACUCUUAGUUGGCUUCUUAAAACCUGCACCUAUAGAGAAGACUUAUGAUCAUGUCUUAUUUGUAUUUAUUUUUGUAUUUGUUUGCCUUAUGACUGUUACUUCUAAUUGAGGCCAUUAUUAAGCUUGUCACCUUCAGUAGAAUAUUAGUUUCUGAGCUCUGGUAGAAUUUCAAAAGGAAAUUUUUGUUUAAGAAUGUCAAAAGUUAGAUUU
Messenger RNA from Pogoniulus pusillus (Red-fronted tinkerbird), 2555 nucleotides. It is a transcript of the gene TDO2, whose product is annotated as tryptophan 2,3-dioxygenase. Lineage: Eukaryota; Metazoa; Chordata; Aves; Piciformes; Lybiidae. Gene Ontology annotation, molecular function: heme binding; metal ion binding; L-tryptophan 2,3-dioxygenase activity. Bases 887 to 2101 code for a protein of 404 amino acids. The record is from RefSeq and is a predicted model, not a curated record. The transcript is spliced from 14 exons.